Rhizophagus irregularis DAOM 181602=DAOM 197198 is the source of this 475-nucleotide messenger RNA. The record is from RefSeq and is a predicted model, not a curated record. NCBI's taxonomy places the organism in Eukaryota, Fungi, Glomeromycota, Glomeromycetes, Glomerales, Glomeraceae.
CCCUUGAAGAACGUCAAAAGCUUGAUCAGCAAAUAGAGUCCUUGAUGCAACAACUACAAACAUCUGGUCGUAAUGGAAAUAAAACUGCCUCGCAUCUUGCUGAAUUGAACGCGAAGAUAUUAUCACUUGAAAAUGAAAUUUCUCAAGCAAAACAAAAAGCUAAAGAAGAUACUUCCGAAAUUAUAAAACUCAGUGAAAUAAAUGAAAAACUUGAAAAAGAACUUAAUGGAUCACAAAAUACUGGGGAUGAUCCAACACAAGUUAAAUUGUUCCGACAAGAAGCCACAAUUGCUCAACAAAAUAAUCUUAUUAAAAGCCUUCAAGAGAAAAUUAGUGAACUCGAAAGACAAACGGAAGAAAAUUCAGGUCGUCCCAUUACACCUAAUUCCGCAGACUUCGAUGCAGUCGGUGGAUAUCGUACAAAUACUUCGAAUAAUUCCGUAGAUUUAAGAAAAAGUGCAGUUCGUUCAUUGCC